This is a messenger RNA of Aureococcus anophagefferens, 363 nucleotides long. RefSeq lists its product as hypothetical. Lineage: Eukaryota; Pelagophyceae; Pelagomonadales; Pelagomonadaceae. The record is from RefSeq and is a predicted model, not a curated record. The annotation marks the transcript as partial. Gene Ontology annotation, molecular function: voltage-gated potassium channel activity. The transcript has a single exon. Gene Ontology annotation, biological process: potassium ion transmembrane transport; regulation of membrane potential. Gene Ontology annotation, cellular component: membrane.
AUGCGCAUCUACCCGGGCGUCGACCGCAUCGCGGAGCUCGCGGUCGUGUCCCUCGUGCUCGCGCACCUCGUCGCGUGCUUCUGGGGUUUGCUCGGGCUCCGCGGCGGCGACGGCGUCGACGACGACGCGUGCUACGCGGGCGCGGCCGUGCCCUUCCGGCGCUGCUCCUGGCUCCAGAUCGCGGGGCUGAACCGCGAGGGCGAGGGCGACGACAACUUCGACCUGUACGUGACCUGCCUCUACUGGGCCAUCACGACGAUCUCGACGGUCGGCUUCGGCGACAUCCACCCGAACAGCCCCGGCGAGAAGAUCUUCACGUCCGUGAUCAUGGUCGCGGGCGUCGGCAUGUACGCGAUCAUCAUC